AUGAACGAUACCGAUGAAUGCAAUGACGAAAAUGUGAAGAAGACCCUUGUUGGGGUCAUUGAAAAUAAUGAGAAAAGUCUAAAAGAUCAAGACCCUGUUGAUGAUAAGGAAAGACCCCAAGAAGAAGACCAUGAUUGUGAUCAAGAAGAUCUCGAGUUGUCAACCCAGGGAGGAGAUGGAAGAAUCCCAAGUCCUGCUGAAAUCAAGCUUAAGAUAAAGAAGUCAUUGUUGGAAUUCCGUUGCAAGGUUGAGGAUGCCAUUCUUGGAAACUACUUGUUAGGGGAAGAACCACAUGAGAAACUCACAUCAUUGAAGAGGGAACAACUCAGAGAUAUUACUCUCUGGGGUGUCCCUUUAUUGCCAAGCAAGGCUCAUGAAGGUACUGAUAUUGUCUUGAGGAAAUUCUUGAAAGCCAAAGAUUUCAAGGUUAAUGAUGCAUUUCACAUGCUACAGACGACAAUGAUAUGGCGAAGUGAGAACAACAUUGAUGGAAUCAUUGAUGAGGAUUUGGGUUCUGAGUUUGAGAAUGUUGGGUUCUUAAAUAGUAGGGAUAGGGAAGGUCGUCCUGUGUGUUAUUACGUUAGUGGGGUUUCCAGAGACAAGGUCUUGUAUAAGCAAACCUUUGGAACACAACAGAAACGUGACAAGUUUUUGAGGUGGAGGUUUCAAUUGAUGGAAAGGGCUAUAAAGAAGCUAUGCUUUAGAGAUGGAGGGGUGGACUCUAUUAUUCAGAUUUAUGAUUUAAAGAACACAUCAAUGCAAGGAAUGAAGGAGCUUAACACAUUCACCAGAAAAGCUCUGGAACUGCUUCAGAACUAUUAUCCUGAGAUCAUUUACAAAAAUAUUGUAGUAAAUGCUCCAUUUUGGUUCUACACGUCUCAAGUGCUAUUCUCAAGGUUCAUGAAUCAGAGAAGUAAAAAGAAGUUCAUAUUAGCUAGACCACAAAAGGCCACACAGGCACUUCUAAAGUUUAUAGCCCCAGAUCAUCUUCCAGCUGAAUAUGGUGGUCUAAAGAGGGAAAAUGAUCAAGAUUUCUCUCCUGCUGAUAAAGUUUUAGAGCUUAAAAUCAAAGGAAAUACAGUUUCUAGAGUUGAAUUUCCUGUCAAUGAGCCUGGAGUGACCGUAAUGUGGGAUGUAACUGUGAUUGGAUGGGAUGUGUCCUACAAGGAAGAGUUCAUUCCAGAUGAUGAAGGCUCAUACAAUAUAUUACUGCAAAACCAAAAUAUAGUGGGUGAAAGCACCAGAAACUCCUUUUACAUCAAUGAACCUGGGAAGAUAGUGAUAAGAGUUGAAAAUGGGACCUUCAAGAAGAAGAAAAUGUUCUAUAGAUCUAAAACCAGAACCACUGUUCCCAUGUUCAUCUUGCUAUAG
Molecule: messenger RNA, 1371 nt
Organism: Gastrolobium bilobum
Lineage: Eukaryota; Viridiplantae; Streptophyta; Magnoliopsida; Fabales; Fabaceae
Product: patellin-4-like
Exons: 4
Coding region: 1-1371 (456 amino acids)
Molecular function (GO): lipid binding
Source: RefSeq, a predicted model, not a curated record